ACAACACUCGCAGCGAACACAUUACAGCUUCGGACUCUUCGAUCAAACGUUCUUUAUAUUUCUCAGCUGUAAGCUUCAAGAGCAAGAAUGGCCCCAAUUCAGAAGCACAUUUCAUCUUUUACCGAAGAGAAUUCAGAAAGAGCGACCAGCAAGGCCUUCACAGCCAGCAGUUGCUUUAACACAACCAGAACAAGCACUUCAAGCAACAGCAUAACGGACAGUGCUAUCGCCUCUAAUCGUAUCAGUCCAAGAAAUCACAUCACCCACAUCGACAGAGAGAGAGAGCGAGAGGUCGCACUGCCUAUCACCUCACGAGGUCACUUCUAUCAUGACUCCUUCUUCAAAGAUCUCCGUGAACAUUUCGAUAAUGCCGUAAAGGACACAUUGGACCUGUGGAAUUCUAGGUCAUCUUUUGAGGAUGACCUGCUUUCCUACAGACAAAUGCGAGAUCUCAACCUCACGGAAGAGACUCAGGCUCUUUCUGUUAAACAGGACGACAGCUCUCAUCAGGUCGUGAUUGACGUGUGCGACUUCAUGGAUGGCGACAUUAAGGUUAAGGUGGUGGACGACAGCGAACUGGUGAUAGAAGGCAGCGUCGAGAAGCGACAGGAUGGCGCCGUCUCGAAGAACACUUUCUGUCGACGAUUCUCAUUCCCGGGUCUCUUGAGCGAAGACACUGUGUCCUCGUCCAUGUCGGCAGAUGGAGUUCUUACCGUCACUGUUCCAAAGAAGAGUUCCUUGACAAACAAGGAUGGCCAAACUAUCAAAAUCACUACCUCGCAUAAAAAGUCUGCAGAUGCUACAAAUACACACAAGAAUAUCACAAACAACGUCGAAGCGAAAGAAGUUAGUGUCGAAGGAAAAACAUCAAAAUCGUCUCGAGUGAACGUGCAACAAGAUCAGGCUCAGUCGACGGAGUCUCAGAACACGCAGACUUCGAGCGACUCGACGGAAGCCAAGCCACUUGCUCCCUUCCACCUUCUUCCCAUUUCCGAAAGAGGGCCUUUCUUCUGCGAUUCCUUCUUCCAGGACACUCGACAGCAAUUCCAAGAAGCCAUCGACCAAGUUCUCAAAGAGUGGGGACAACUGGACUCUGCGAGCGACCACAUGAACAUGUACAGGAACUUGCGAAAGCAUAACUUGCAGGAAGAGAACCAAGCCGUCGCCUUCAGCGAGGACCACCAGUGUUAUAAGAUUGUGGUGGAUGCACAUGACUUCAAGGAAGGCGACGUCAAGGUCAAGGUGGUGGACGAGAAUGAGCUAACAAUCGAAGGCAAUUUGGAGAUCAAGCGAGACGAUUCCGUGUCCAGCAAGAGUUUCUUCCGCCGUUUCUGCUUCCCAGGACUCGUGAGUGCCGACACCGUGACGUCCGGGAUGUCAUCUGACGGCAUCCUCACUGUUAGUGUACCAAAGACUUCAUCUAAAAAAACAGAAGAAAAAGAAACUCUCACAAAGGAAUCAAAAUCAGAACAGCAAAAGCUUCGUUCCAAAUUUCUAAAUACAUGUGCCAAGCGGACUGAAGCGACAUCAUCACUUGCGAACAAAAUUAUCAGUGAGGAAAAACAAGGAAAAGGCGCCCAUAGUAAAGACACAGUGGACGACCAGGGCCUUCCCAUCUCCUCGAAGGGUCAAUUCUUUUCUGAUUCCUUCUUCGAAGACGUUCGUAAGGACUUCGAAACGGCUGUCAAUGAAGUCCUCAGCAGGCAUGACAUUAUGAGGAGUGCCAACGACGAUCUCUCCUGCUACCGAAGUCUACGGGAACAUGAGCUCAAUGAUGAGACUCAGGCAAUGAAGACCACGGAAGAUCAACACGGAUAUAAGGUGGUGUUGGACGUCCACGACUUCAUGGACAGAGACAUCAAAGUGAAGGUGGUGGACAACAAGGAGGUGGUGGUGGAAGGUCGUGCAGAGAAGAAUGACGGAGCCUUGAGGUCAAGCAAGAGCUUCUGUCGACGUUUCACUUUUCCUGGCGCAGUAGACAUGAAUGCUGUCACUUCAGCAAUGUCCUCUGACGGUGUCCUCACCAUCAGUGCACCUAAGGCUGAAACAUUAGGUCGCUGAAGUUUCAACCAAUUCUUCAUAAUGCCAAGACUAUGAGCUGUUACAGACGUUAUUAAUGUAAUUAUUUGUGUGUUGACGAUAUUUAUAUACAAGCCUUGCUACAAUAUAUAUUUUUUUCUGAAUCUAUUUUCAUAUGAAAUAAAAUGUACUU
This is a messenger RNA of Penaeus monodon (black tiger shrimp), 2212 nucleotides long. RefSeq lists its product as uncharacterized. The record is from RefSeq and is a predicted model, not a curated record. The coding region runs from base 88 to 2061 and encodes 657 amino acids. Lineage: Eukaryota; Metazoa; Arthropoda; Malacostraca; Decapoda; Penaeidae. The transcript has 6 exons.